Messenger RNA from Synchytrium microbalum, 3678 nucleotides. Its product is annotated as polyribonucleotide nucleotidyltransferase. Gene Ontology annotation, molecular function: ATP binding; mismatched DNA binding; ATP-dependent DNA damage sensor activity. NCBI's taxonomy places the organism in Eukaryota, Fungi, Chytridiomycota, Chytridiomycetes, Synchytriales, Synchytriaceae. The transcript is spliced from 26 exons. The record is from RefSeq and is a predicted model, not a curated record. Gene Ontology annotation, biological process: mismatch repair. Gene Ontology annotation, cellular component: MutSalpha complex; nucleus. Bases 1 to 3678 code for a protein of 1225 amino acids.
AUGUCGGCUGAGAAUCAGUCACCCAUGUCUGAAUCUCAAAAGCCGAAAUCUGCAAAGAAAAGUGGUCCUGUCAAAGGCCAAAUGAGUCUACUGUCCUUUUUCGGCAAACCAGCAGCUUCGACAUCAUCACCAUCUCAACAGCCUCCUCCCAUCGCUGGAACUUUAUCUCAAGCUUCGCCAACAUCGAGUGCUGCACCAACCAAAUCAAAUAUCACCGAAACCCCUUCUGGAACGAAAAAGCAAAAUGCUCCCAAAAAACAGGUGGUGAUGAGUGAUGACUUGGAUAACAUGUUCGAUGAUCACGAAGAGACGUUGAAUGCCAUGGAAGUGGACGAGGCACAUGCCUCAAACGCCAUUGCUGACAUGGAAGUCGAUGUUCGAGAUGAUGAGCCUGGAAAAUUAUUUCGCAAGACUCCCGGUGGCAAACGAAAUCGAGCCCCUGAAGAUGACGAUGAUGACGACAAUGAUGAUGAUUCGCAAUCCAUGAAAACGCCAAAAAGCAAGAAGUCAAAGCGAAAACGAGUCAUCGAGGACGAUGACGAUGAUGACCAAGGAGCAUUUACACCUGGCGCAGAUGAUUCCAACGAAAUGAGUCUCGACGAAGAUGAUCAAGGUGAUGACGAUGAUGAACCGAAAUCGUCAAAGUCAUACAAGACACCAAAAGGAAGUUUGAAAACCUUUGCAUUCAAGAUUCCUGGAAGCUCAAAAUCUGUUGAUUCUUCACCUUCGGGCUUCAAGACCCCCAAAGGAAAGAUCUCUAGUAGUCGACCUGCAUCGUCAAGCAAAAAGUCGGUCAUGGAUGACGACGAAAAAAGAAAUGACCGUUUGCAAAAAUUCAACGUUAAGAACGAGAAACGUUAUGGAUUCUUAAAGGAUAUUCAGGAUGCAGAGCGCAGAGCACCUGACGAUCCAGAGUAUGAUCCUCGAACUAUAUACGUACCUCGCAGUGCCUUUGAAGCCUUUACAGACUUUGAGAAGCAGUAUUGGGAGGUCAAAAAGAACUAUUGGGACACUGUCGUAUUUUUCAAAAAAGGAAAAUUCUAUGAAUUGUAUGAAAAAGAUGCUGAUAUUGGCCAUCAACAAUUCGAUUUGAAGCUCACCGAUAGAACUGGUAUGAGAAUGGUUGGAGUGCCGGAGAACUCUUUUGAUACUUGGGCUGCCCAAUUUCUGGCCAAAGGUCAUAAAGUAGCUAGAGUAGAGCAAAUCGAAAAUUCAGUUGGAAAGACUCUUCGGGAACGUGAAUCUAGUGGUUCAAAGGCUGAGAAAGUCAUUCGACGAGAGCUCAAGUCUGUCUUGACUGUUGGUACUCUGGUCGAUUCUGGAUUGCUGACUGAUGAUAUGUCAACGUAUUGUCUAUCAUUGAAGGAGGAACUUGUCAGUGAAAACCGACCAAAGUUCGGAGUAUGCUUUGUCGAUACUGCAACUGCGGAGUUUCGAAUUUGCUCCUUUGAUGACGAUAUAGACCGGACAAGAUUGGAAACUCUCUUGCUUCAACUGAAGCCACGAGAGCUGGUCCUUGAGAAAUCCACAAUGUCAGCCAAGACUGCUCGGAUUAUAAAGAACAGUUGUGGUGGUGCUGUUCAAAUUAAUUACUUGAAACCAGAGAGUGAAUUCUGGGAUGCAGAUACAACAGCUGACGAAAUUUGCAGUGGUGCUUACUUUGCUAAAAACGGAAGUGAUGGCAAAUAUGAUUCUUGGCCUCGAGUCAUCCGAGCCACAACCAAGCAGAGUACGGCCAUGUCAGCAUUGGGUGGAUUAAUAUGGUAUUUACGAUCACUCAAAUUGGACAAGGAUCUCGUGUCUGCGGGUAACUUCCAUACGUAUGAUCCAGUUCAAGAAGCUGCAUCACUUGUAUUGGACGGCCAGACUCUCCUUAAUCUUGAAGUCUUUGAAAACUCGGUCGAUGGAUCUGACGUUGGAACUCUAUUUCGUCUCUUGAAUCGAUGUACCACACCAUCUGGAAAACGUUUAUUCAAACGAUGGGUCUGUCAUCCGUUGCGUUCGAUUCCAGCUUUGGAAGACCGUCUCGAUGCUACAGAUGACCUUCUGCAGACUGAAGGGUUGCUUGAAACUCUGACGUCUGCGUUCUCUCAGCUGCCAGAUCUGGAACGAAUUCUUUCUCGGAUUCAUACUGGUGGGUGCAAAGUGAAAGACUUUGUAGGGGCCCUGGAUUCCCUCGAAACCUUGCUUGAAGAGAUGCAGAAGCUCUCUGACACAGCACAGAGUUUCAAAUCUCGCAGAUUAGCUAGCUUGAUUCAAAGUGGCUUCCCAGCGACUCUCAAAGUACACAUCAAGUGGUUCAAAGAUGCCUUUGAUCAUGAACAAGCGUUGAAAGAGGACAAAAUCACUCCAUCCGAUGGCUAUGAUGCUGUAUACGAUGAUGCUGAAGCCAAUGUUGAACGUAUUGAUACCUUGUUUGAAGAACACAAGACUGAAGCAGAAUCGGAAAUCAUAGCCAAAGGGUUGAAAUACAAAGAUAUGGGCAAAGAGAUCUAUCAACUGGAAGUUCCUGCCAGAGUCAAGGUACCUAAGGAUUGGGUCGUAAUGUCGAAGACCAAAGACGUCAACCGGUACUACUCUCCUGAAAUCAAAAAGCUGGUGAAAGAAAUGACAGAAGCCAAAGAAACCCGAGAAGCUGCUAUACGAGAAGUCAAAUCACGUAUGUACUCUAAGUUUAAUGAAAAUUACGCUGACUGGAUGAAAGUCGUGAACAGUCUUGCAGAGAUCGACUGUCUCAUGUCACUAGCAAAUUGCCGAAGUGCACUGGGAGAGCCUUCUUGUCGACCUCAGUAUGUAGAGGAUGGUCCCAGUGUAUUCCGAGUUCACGAAUUGCGCCAUCCUUGUGUCGUUCCUGGGUUUGGUUCAGACUUCAUUCCCAAUGAUACGAAACUAGGUGGAGAUGAGCCAACUAUGAUCUUACUGACUGGUCCUAAUAUGGGUGGUAAAUCUACACUACUCAGACAGUCUUGUAUUGCUGCGAUAAUGUCCCAACUUGGUUGCUAUGUGCCUGCUCGCAGUUGUGUCCUGACUCCAUUUGACCGAAUAUUCACACGUAUUGGUGCCAACGACAACAUCUUGGCUGGUCAAUCCACCUUCAUGGUUGAGCUUGCUGAAACCUCUCGAAUCUUGCGAGAAGCUACACCUCGAUCGUUAGUUAUUCUCGAUGAAUUAGGUCGUGGUACAAGUACCUUCGAUGGAUAUGCUGUCGCUUUUGCAUGUCUACAUCAUUUGGCUAUUCGUGUACGCUGCCUUGGAUUAUUUUCAACUCACUAUGGAUCAUUGACUUCAGAAUUUGCUGACAAUGCAUUGGUUGGCAUGAGAUUCAUGUCCUUUGUUGCUGAUGAAGACAAGCGUGAAAUCACAUUCCUCUAUAAGCUUGAAGAAGGAGUCUGCCCCAAGAGCUUCGGCAUGAACGUCGCGCACAUGGCUGGUAUUCCAAACGGAAUUGUUGAUCGAGCAGAUGAAGUUGCAGCACAGUUUGAGAACUCUCAUCGCAUGCGUCAAGUCAAGGCUCUCGGCUCUGGGUCUCAAGUUUCUAUGGCUCGACUUGCAGACUUUGUUGAAUUGGUGAGAACUGGUGAGAUGAUGAGUGUCCAGUCGGCAGAUGAAGCUGCUCUGAAAAAGCAAUUGGCUGUUGCUCAAGCAGUGUGGACGUCAUUACAAAUACGUGCAGAGUGA